Molecule: messenger RNA, 1555 nt
Organism: Anopheles cruzii
Lineage: Eukaryota; Metazoa; Arthropoda; Insecta; Diptera; Culicidae
Exons: 2
Source: RefSeq, a predicted model, not a curated record
CCGUCUGGAACAGCAGCUAAAAACGAUGCAGCUGGAAGAGCAACUGGAGCAUGAACGGGUACGCAGCGAAAAGCUACGAAUUGCCAACGAGCAAAAUCACAUCCGCCGGCUGCAGCUGCUGGCCAACCUGGAGAACGAUCACAAACUGUUUAACCCGUACGACGGUCAGCGGAAAGCGUUUUCGGAAAAUGGCGUCAAAUCGACGGCGGCUGCAGGGGGCGGACCCGCGGCUAAAGCGGCUGCUCUAGCACCAAACUCACUGUCAUCCGGCGACGAGCGGACCAAGGUUUAUCGAUAUUUUAGCAACUCGGCUCAGAACGAAAAGUUUAAUGCUCCCUCGGCAUUCGCCAGCGGCGUCGGAGCGGCCUACUCAUCCGGGCUGUCGUCCGAGCAGGAUUAUGAAUCUUCCAGUGAAACCACAAUCAAUGCUCCGUUUCCUGCCAGCCAUCGGUACCAGUUCUGCAAGACCUGCCGGGGUGAUAUCGACCGAUCGUUUCUUCCACUGCCGCCGACGAAACACCACCCAAAGGCAACAGAUCGGAAACAUUGCGCUAAUUGUAAGCGGACAGGAGCAGGGAAUGAUCCGCGAACCAUGGUAGGGAACGAUCUACGACGUUGCGCGAGAUGCGAGCGAACGAUUAAGCGAUCGUUGGUGGGAAAAGGAUCGUCACUCUGUGCGGUUUGUCAACUAACGAAGGAUGCCCAUGGACAGCCACGGAGAACGAUGCGAGCAGCGGCGGCGGCGGUGCGCCCCUCGGUCGCGCUGGACACCGACGAUCCGGUGGAGGACAGUGAAGCAGUGAACGAGCGCGAAACCAACGCCGGGUCACCCGUGAAUCCGUACAAAAUUAUUGAUGUGCAGUACCACGAAAGUGACAACGAACACGGAGACACGGCCGUGCUGAAUCCGGUGAUUGUGAAGCAAAACUAUCGUCAACCACCGUAUUCGCUAAACAUUUCGGAGAACUCACUCUUUCAUCCCAACAAAAGCGCCCCGGAACCGGUGCUAUCGGUGAACGUGCGCAACGGGGAAGUUUUUGUCGACAGUAAGCUCCGAUCGCGUCCUGCCAGCCCGGCUCGCCAACCGGUCCAGGACGAGCGAGAUGACGAAAGCUCAUCGGCACUCGGGGACGAUCUGCUCGAUGAGCGAAUCGCGAAAUACGUACGCCACUACAACACGCUUUGGAUGAAGCGUGGCCACGGUAGGAAGCAGAACACACAUGUUUCGCACUCGCCGGCUCGACGGUCACACCAUCACCAGCCACAGCAACCCACCUGCGACCACCAUCAGACGAUGGCGAAGAAUUUUGCCUCCGGUUCGACGCUGCCAUCGCUUUCGCCACCGAAAGUGUACGUCAGUGAUCGGCCGGAAAAGAUGAAGAGCGACGGCCUUAAGCUGGUGGAGAAAAAAUGGGAGAUACCGGCCGUCGAGCGAACGAAAGUGAAUAAUACUGGUUCGACGCGAGUCCUCACACAGCUCGGGGCGAUCCGAAAACAACUACAGCUGGAGCAGCUCCAAAUGGAUGGACCAUCAUCGUACAAGAAGAAUUAUUAA